Diachasmimorpha longicaudata is the source of this 1899-nucleotide messenger RNA. RefSeq names its product somatomedin-B and thrombospondin type-1 domain-containing protein-like. Lineage: Eukaryota; Metazoa; Arthropoda; Insecta; Hymenoptera; Braconidae. The coding region runs from base 743 to 1516 and encodes 257 amino acids. The transcript is spliced from 5 exons. The record is from RefSeq and is a predicted model, not a curated record.
AGGAGCACGACAGCGCAAAGGGUCACAAGAACCCCCCGAAUCGCGAUACCAACGGAUUUUUGAAUCUUUCAAUGAAAAUUAAAUUUUCAAAAAAUUGUUUCAACUCCAACCGGUGAAAUUGUUUUUCUCUGUUAAAUACCCCCGAUAAAAAAAUUGUUUCUAAUUUAUGAGAUCAGUUCCAGCGAUAACUCCAACAAAAAUACUGAACGCAAAAUAAAUUUUACAAAAUGAAAUAAUUAAAACGAUGAACAAUGAUUUUUCCCUUCAAAUUGUGAUUGAAUUUCUGAAAAUAAUUUCAUUCUCAAUCUCAAUUUAUUGACCUUGACCCGAAACUGAUAUAAAAUAGUGCAGAUUUGUAAUUUAGUUGAUUGAUGACUGAUAAACAUUUUCAAGAAUAAAAAAAUAAAUAAAUAAAUAAAUAAAUAAAAUAGUUGAAGACUUGCGAAUUGUCAAAGUGUCAUUAAACGUCAAUUAAUUCCCAGUGACGUGAUAUGGGUUCAGGUAUUUACCGCCUAAUUGAGGUGUGACGUUAUAAGUUGAAUGAUAGACUCCGAUGAACAGAUAAGAGUCCACUCACCGGGUCAAUUACACUCCCAAAAUAAAUUUUAAAAAAUAUGGGGAUGGAAACGUGAGACCAAUGGCCGAGGUGCUUCAUUAACUCUUUUGCAUUAAAUAAAAGCGAAGAACAUUGAAUGAGUGAAUUGGUCGGUCCCAGUAGAGAAGAAUAAAGACGGGAAUAAAUAUGAGUCCAACGCUUCUGGAGUACUUUAUCGUGGGUAUUUUGUGCCUGGUGGAUCGGACCGCAGGUGGUAGUUGCAGAGCAGCAAAACUCUGCUGUCAGGGACGUGACUCUGGUUGUGUUAUUCAGAAAGCAUCACCCAAUGCAAUUAUCGAGAGCCCGAGGGAUAAGCCCUGCUACUGCGAUCAUGCAUGCCUCAAGCUUAAUGACUGCUGUGACGAUUUUCGCGAUACAUGCAGUGUUGCAGAUUGCGCUGUGAGUGAGUGGGGGAGUUGGUCUUCCUGUGACAAUGAGUGCGGAGUUGGGAUUCAGACAAGAAAUAGAGUUAUCACGAAGACUGAGCUGAAUGGAGGGAAACAUUGUCCACAGUUGGAGCAAUUGAGAACGUGUAGGGGAUUCGUUGGAUGUCGUGAGCAUUUGGAAGCAUCGCACAAAGAGAUAGUCCUCCUGGCGCCCCUCCCCGAAACAAACUCCACCAGUGGCGAAGUUAAUUCAGUACAAAGCAAUUGCCAAAUAUUCACAGUCCUCUGGGCGUCGCGCAUCUGCACGAGAGACUUCCCCACCUUGACGUUAGGUUCACAAAUAUGUGCCCUGUGCCGAGACGAUAGUGGAAACUGUCACAGUGGUGAGGUCGUGGAGCCCACGGGAGUGGGCAGGUGGAAAAUAAUGACGUCCACAUCGACACGAUGUCAUGGGAAAUGGAUCGCAAGUACCAACGUCAGAAGCUACUGUGACACCAGUGGCUGUGAGGACAUGUUAUCUCUGGCAUUCAUCUAAAAUUAAAAUAUGCCGAGGGUAUCUGGGGAUUUUAUGAGAGGAGAUGUAAUCCCACUAGACGAGAAUGGAAAAAAAAUCCAACACGCCUAAUAAAAUAAAUGAAACGAUAUUUUUUCCGAGGGUUGAAAAAAUUUCAGUUUCCUGUAAAUAAUUUGAUGGGAUAUUGAGUGAUGAGUCGCACCAGUUCGAGGAAAAAUCCCGGAUAUUUUUAUUAUCGUCAGAGAUGUAGCAAUAUUAUAGAUCGAGUUAAUCUCGAUAAUGUACAGUAUUGUAAUGGCUUGCUAAAGGGGGACAUAUCAAUAAGAUAUUUGAUUUUACGACGAAAUGUAUGUGAAUGUAAUCAUUAAUAUCGAAUUGAUCACUUAAUAAAUAGAGUAAGUUGA